CAUCUGCAUCUGCAUAUGACCUCUGACUUUCGCCUCUCGCGCCUUUUCUACAGCUAUAAGCACUCCUCCCCCGCCAUUUUCCUCCCCCAUUUUCCUCCCUCCACACAGGCGUUCGCCAAGCAAAAACUUCGUACACCACGCAUUGCCGCCACCGCCGCGCUCGCCACCACCACCGCCGCCAUGAGAACAGCCGCGGUGCUUCUCAUGGCGCUCGCGCUCACCCUCGCCGCGGCCGGGACCGGGACCGGGGCCGAGCUCGAGACGGCGGCCAUUAGAAGGAGGCAGAGCAGGUUCCUGGCGAGCGCGAAGAACUCGCCGCCGCUGUCGUACUACGACUGCAAGAGGAAGCCGCCGUCGGUGUGCCUGGAGCCGGGGAGCCCCGGGGCGACGUGCUGCAAGGGCGCCUGCGUCGACACCGGCUCCAGCUUCGCGCACUGCGGCAGCUGCAACCACGUCUGCAAGUACGGCGAGACCUGCUGCGGCGGCCACUGCGUCGACCUCCUCAGCGACCGCAAGAACUGCGGCGACUGCUUCGUCCGCUGCCCCAGCAAGAAGUGCAGCUUCGGCCUGUGCGACUACGCCGGCUAACCGGCCGGCGACCGGCGACGACGGCGGCGGCGGCGGCGGCGGCGUGUGCAUUCAUGUACGUGGCGUGCAUGCGAUCAUCGAGGCAGGAAAUGCAAUACAAAUUCGUUCCUACACAUCCAUCAGAGAAAUAAAAAAAAUGGCAGUACGUAUAUA
Molecule: messenger RNA, 741 nt
Organism: Oryza sativa Japonica Group (Japanese rice)
Lineage: Eukaryota; Viridiplantae; Streptophyta; Magnoliopsida; Poales; Poaceae
Product: stigma-specific STIG1-like protein 3
Source: RefSeq, a predicted model, not a curated record